UUGUCAUGGUAAUAUGAGGGGGGACAUUAUAUUACUUUGUCCUCACUGUGUCGUGCGCAUCACUUUGCGUUUGUCGCUGGCACCAUGUCGGAGGGAGAAAGGCGACCAGCGCAGGUUUUAACUCAGCCACAGGGAGAAAAUAGUUUUGCCGAAACAGGUUCCUCUGGGCCUGAUGAUAUUUUCGAGGAGGACUCUUAUUCUCCGUCCUCCCUCUCCUCGUCCUCCUCCGUCCAAACUUUGACUUCCCUGCAGGGGAAACCCCUGUGCACCUUCUGCGGCCUGGAGAUAGUGGACAGAUUCCUCCUGAAGGUGAACAAUUUGUGCUGGCAUGUGAGCUGUCUCUCAUGCAGUGUGUGUAAGGCAUCACUGGGACGACAUGUAAGCUGCUACAUCAAAGAUACACAGGUUUUCUGCAAACUCGACUACUUCAGGAAGUAUGGGACCCGCUGUACUCGUUGUGGCCGUAAUAUCCACUCUAGUGACUGGGUGCGUCGGGCUCGAGGCAGCACCUUCCAUCUGGCCUGUUUCUCCUGCACCUCAUGUAAGCGCCAGCUGUCCACUGGGGAAGAAUGUGGACUACUCGAGAACAGGGUCUUCUGCCGACCACACUAUGACAUUAUAAUGGAAAAUAUAAAACGUGCUAAGGAAACUGAGGAACAAAGAGUAGAAGAAGAUGUGACAGACAAAGAGGACUCCAGCACCACAGCCAGACCUGCUAAGCGGGCCAGGACAAGCUUCACUGUUGACCAAUUACAGGUAAUGCAAACUCAGUUUGCUAAAGAUAACAACCCAGAUGCCCAGACUCUCCAGAAACUGGCAGAGAGGACUGGUCUCAGCCGCAGGGUUAUUCAGGUUUGGUUUCAGAACUGUCGAGCUCGUCAAAAGAAACACAUCAGCCCAAAUCUUGCUUCCUCAUCCAUGAUGACAUCACUUGCACCUGGUCUGCUGACACAACCCUUGAUGGAGGAUAUGCAAUACACAAGCUAUAUUUCCCCAGAUACGCCCCUCCUCACCACACUGACUUAUAUGGAUGUCCAAGCCACAGGCCCACUUUUGCUUCAGCCACUGGUAUCCAACUCACUGACUGAACUGCCAAUCAGCCAUUCCUGAACCUGCCUCCUGAAAACUGAAUGUGAUGAUUGGCUGAUGGGAAGAAGUUGAGCAAAUCACUGCUCUUUAAUUAGAAUAAAUAAAUAAACUGCUACAAAGAGUAACUCAUUAACUGUCCAUCAAUUAAUGGUUAUUAAAAUAAACUAUUUAAUUUUCACUGCCUAAUGUGAGCAGACAAAUUAAUCUGUCUCUGCAUUGCUCUCAGACAGGGAUUGACAAGAGGAAAAUAAGUUGAAAAUGUAAAAUAUUAAUUUUGUAAGAUGAAGUUUUGUUAAUAUGAACAUCUUAGUUUCUUUAAUUUAUUUGGAAAAUAUAUGUCACUUUUUUUUUUUCAAAGGAUGUAACAGAAAAUGUCAGUUUUGGUGUUUACAGGAGAAAAAAAUAGUCUAUGUAAAGACUAUUAGAAAAUUCAGUUUUUAUAUUGCAUAUUAAAGUAACUGGAAUUGAUACAUCAGAGGAGAAAUUCUCCUGUUCCUUUCUGUAUUAUUGACAGUAUAAACAUGUAUGUCUAUUAAAUACCAAAUACGA
Monopterus albus (swamp eel) is the source of this 1638-nucleotide messenger RNA. Its product is annotated as LIM/homeobox protein Lhx8-like. Bases 85 to 1110 code for a protein of 341 amino acids. Gene Ontology annotation, biological process: neuron differentiation; regulation of transcription by RNA polymerase II; forebrain neuron development. The transcript has 8 exons. NCBI's taxonomy places the organism in Eukaryota, Metazoa, Chordata, Actinopteri, Synbranchiformes, Synbranchidae. Gene Ontology annotation, cellular component: nucleus. The record is from RefSeq and is a predicted model, not a curated record. Gene Ontology annotation, molecular function: RNA polymerase II transcription regulatory region sequence-specific DNA binding; DNA-binding transcription factor activity, RNA polymerase II-specific.